Messenger RNA from Lathyrus oleraceus (garden pea), 1022 nucleotides. RefSeq lists its product as uncharacterized. NCBI's taxonomy places the organism in Eukaryota, Viridiplantae, Streptophyta, Magnoliopsida, Fabales, Fabaceae. Bases 238 to 849 code for a protein of 203 amino acids. The transcript has 3 exons. The record is from RefSeq and is a predicted model, not a curated record.
CUUUUCUUUUUUUCAUUUAUUUUCGCUAAUUACUUUUCCUUUUUCUUCUCUCAAGUUUCCUAAUUUUAUAAUUCAUUAUUCAUUAAUUAUAUUAAUUUAGCCCUCCUUAUAAAUAAUUUAUAACCCCUAUCUCAAUCUAUCUCAUUUCAACAUCACGAUCCAUCUCACACCCUCAACGUUCUUCAAUCUUCUUUUUUCUAAGCAAAACCCUUCGCUUUUCUCUAUCCUUCAAAAACCAUGAGUUCUACCAUGACCGAACUCGAACAAGAAGAGUUGCUUGAAAAAUCAGAAGUCUUCAAGAUCAAAGGAAGAGAUAAGCAUGGCCGCAAGAUCCUCCGCAUUAUCGGGAAAUUCUUCCCUGCUCGAUUGGUUAGUGUUGAUGUUUUAAAGAAUUAUCUGGAAGAAAGGGUUUUCCCGAAACUAGGGAAGAAAAAAUUCGCGAUACUUUACAUUCACACCGGUGUUCAGAGGAGCGAGAAUUUUCCCGGAAUCUCUUCUCUCCGGUCGAUUUACGACGCGAUUCCGGCGAACGUGAAAGAGAAUUUAGAAGCGGUUUAUUUCAUUCAUCCCGGUUUACAGGCCCGUCUUUUUCUCGCUACAUUCGGCCGCUUUCUCUUCAACGCUGGGUUGUACGGAAAGCUAAGGUACGUUAGCAGGAUUGGUUAUCUAUGGGAGAACGUCAGGAGGAACGAUGUUAUGAUUCCAGAGUUCGUGUAUGAUCAUGAUGAAGACUUGGAGUACCGUCCAAUGAUGGAUUACGGGUUAGAGAGUGAUCACGCUAGGGUUUACGAUACUGCACCUGCACUAGAUUCUCCCUUCUCCUCUUAUUCCAUGAGGUGUAUCUCAUAGGGUCUUGUUGAUGUUGUUUUUUUGAAAAACUUUGAGGGUUGGGUUUGGUAUGUAGUGUUCCCUGUUAGGAUUUGGGUUCACUGUAGCCGAUGGAUUGUGGUUGUUGGAUUAGAUCGGAUGAUGAUUUGAAUUGUAGACCGUUUGAUUUUUAUCCAACAUCACCGAUUUCUUGA